AUGGGCUUUAUGUUGGGGACAAGCGCUCAAGAGAGUUCGCUUAAGGGUUCAAUUUGUAAUGCGAUUCAGUCGUAUAUCUUUCACGUGAAUAUUCCUACGUAUACACAACAUGAAACUUUCAACAAGCGACGAAAUGCUUUUAAUGGCGCUCAAGGUGUUGAUGUCAAAACAACUUUUUUUUGGGUGGUCGUUGUCCUGCCCGACUUAUCAUCCCAUUUGAACAUGAACUUAACGCAAAUUUAA
Clunio marinus is the source of this 243-nucleotide messenger RNA. The record is from the annotation of a GenBank genome assembly. NCBI's taxonomy places the organism in Eukaryota, Metazoa, Arthropoda, Insecta, Diptera, Chironomidae.